Molecule: messenger RNA, 1571 nt
Organism: Neurospora tetraspora
Lineage: Eukaryota; Fungi; Ascomycota; Sordariomycetes; Sordariales; Sordariaceae
Exons: 6
Coding region: 1-1329 (442 amino acids)
Molecular function (GO): nucleotide binding
Source: RefSeq, a predicted model, not a curated record
AUGGCAAUUCGGGGCCGCUUUAUCCGCGAGACCGGCCCGGGCGCCCAAACCGGCGAGUGCCCCGCCGCCAUCAACCCCAUGGGGCCAAGGAGGAGUCAAUUUGGGAACAACGACCCCAUCGAAGACGACGAGGGGAACAUAUCAACCAUGGCCUCCAACACCCCAUUUACCCUCAAGUGGGGUAUCAUGGCAACUGGGUGGAUUGCUGAUGCAUUCACCCGGGAUCUGCUCACCAAUCCCACCACCACUCGCGGAGUGCACGAUGUCCGCCACGAGGUCGUUGCCGUGGCCUCGUCCAGCGCCAAGGAGAGGGCCGAGGAGUUCCUCGUCAAGAUCAAGGCCCCCAGUUCGGCCAAAGCCUACGGAUCCUACCACGAGCUCGUCGCCGACCCCGAGAUCGAUAUCAUCUAUGUGGCCACCCCGCACAGCCAUCACUUCCAAAAUGCCAUGCUUGCCCUCGAGGCUGGCAAGAAUGUCUUGUGCGAGAAGUCCCUCACGGUGACGGCCUCGCAGGCCCACAAGCUGGUCGACAAGGCUAAGGAGAAGAAUGUCUUUUUCAUGGAAGCGGUCUGGACUCGCUAUCAGCCCAUUAGCAUCAAGAUCAGGGAGUUGAUCCAGUCUGGAGUCAUUGGCCCCGUCUACCGUGUUGUUGCCGAUCUGUCGUUCGGCAAUGACAAGCCUGAUGGCACCGUUAGCUUCGCCGACACUAACCGUAUGGUCAACCCGGACCUGGCUGGAGGCGCCCUUCUUGACCUCGGCAUCUACUCGCUGACAUGGGUCUUCCAGACCAUGUACCAUCUGCAGAAGGAGAAGGAGAAGCCCAAGGUUGUGGCGGCCGUCCAAAAGUACCAUACGGGCGCCGACGAGGCCACCAGCAUUAUUGUGCAGUGGCCGCAACACAAGAGCCAGGGCAUUGCCCUCACCUCUCUCCGGCUGGCUACCGGGGUGGACAAGGAGAACACGGGCGGACCGGCUAUCCGGAUUCAGGGUUCCGGCGGCGAGAUCCACGUGACGGGACCGGCGUACCGGCCGCUGCAGUACAAGGUGAUCCGAAGUGAUGCCGGCGGCAAGAUCGAGACGGUCGACUUUUCGAUCCCCAAGGAUCCCGAGCGGGAUGAUUGGGGCCACGGCAUGUUCUGGGAGGCCGACGAGUGCGCGCGCUGCAUCCGGGACGGCAAGAAGGAGAGCGAGUCGAUGCCGUGGGAGGAGAGCCUGGUGAUCAUGGAGGUGAUGGACGAAGCGCUGAAGCAGGGCGGAGUGACGUAUCCCGACCUGAUCACGACUGAUGUGUUUGAUGCGCAGAGCCCCCUGAACACGGGCAAGAGGUAAAGUGACUACCUAGAGGAGGUCGUCAGCUGAAGUGCAUAGCAGCGUGCAGUGUGCAGCGCAGCAUUGCAGCCGAGCUCGAACUGCUGUUCAUUAGAGCCAACGUGGAGUCAAUCGAUGGGAGAAGUGAGAAGUGAGAUCGGAGAAUUAUUCAAUGUCGCAACCAACGAGAAGACUUGUGAUGGAUGCACCCCCAACGUGUCGGAUGAACAAGUACCUGGAGGUGUCUCCAUGUUCCCCUCAUG